AUGGUGAAAGGAGUUGUGAGACGUGGCAAAAAAUCCUGGCUCACACCCAUCUGCCAACAACCGACACAAUCCGUCACCUUCAUUCAUCACUCCGAAACGACGGCGUAUCACAGCUCAUUCUCAUGGUGCCCUGCUGAUGUGAAAACAUAUUUGUUGACUGCUACUAGUGGAGGCUUAAACCAACAAAGAAGAGGGAAUGAGGAUGAAAACCAAGCAUUUCAUUGCCCUGCAUUCGAGGCAAGCAACCCUGACAAGGUACAAAGACAUGGCAGAUGCCCGCUGACUCCAGAGGAAGUUGUCCUUAUGCUUAGAGCACUGGGUUUUGGAAGUGAUAUUCACUUGUAUGUGGCAUCGGGUGAAGUAUACGGAGUUGAAGAGACGUUGGCACCACUGAAGAAACUUUUCCCGAACUACCACUCAAAAGAGACUAUAGCAAGUAAAGAGGAGUUGACACCAUUUUCAUCCUUCUCUUCUCGAAUGGCUGCACUUGACUUUAUUGUUUGCGAUGAAAGUGAUGUUUUCAUCACCAACAACAAUGGCAAUAUGGCUAGAAUGUUAGCUGGUCGAAGGAGAUACUUUGGUCAUAAACCAACAAUCCGUCCAAAUGCGAAGAAACUGUCUCUGUUGUUCAUGAAUCAUAAUAACAUGACUUGGGAAGAAUUUGCCUCGAAGCUUCAAACUAAUCAAAUUGGAUUCAUGGGAGAGCUGAAUGUGAUAAAGCCUGGCAGGGGUGAGUUCCAUGAAAACCCAGCAGCCUGCAUAUGUAGUGCAUCUGGCACAAAGUCCAGCGAAGUUCCAAUUCCUCAAAAUGAAAGUUUUAACAUCCAGAACAUAUAUAAGGAGGAUGACUUGAAAAAGGACAGUGGUUACGUGACAGACGGGCAAAUAACUGAGGAUGAGCAGGAUUGGUCUGGGAUUGAUUAUACCGAAAUGAAUAUAAAUCGUUCUCAGGGUAAAGUGCUGCCUAGUGUAAGAGUUUCAGAUCCAGGUCUUUUACUUAAACCUGACGAACCAGAACUCGAAGAUUUCUUUUCAGACUAG
Molecule: messenger RNA, 1041 nt
Organism: Prunus armeniaca (apricot)
Lineage: Eukaryota; Viridiplantae; Streptophyta; Magnoliopsida; Rosales; Rosaceae
Source: the annotation of a GenBank genome assembly